GGCACGAGAGAUAACACAUAAAUAUUAUGAAGUAUCAAAUAAAUUAUCUUUUUCCUUAUUUGAAUGAUUUUAUACGAUUUUGGUAAGUUUUUCUCGACAAUGUCAAGAAGACCGUCUAAAUGUUGACAUUGUUAACUCUACGAUUUCUUAAGUUUCAUUGUUGUUUGAUACGGAGUAAUAUUUUUGUGGCUAUCUCUCAUGCCACAUGUGCACCGUGCACAUUGUAGCAUUGAAUAUGCUCUGAUGAGCUAAAAAAGAGAAGAAGUGUGUUAUGUCUAGUGUAUUAUUUAGAGUUUGUGUAUGAAUGUGUUCAAGAGUUUACAAGUUAUUUAUAGAAAAAUGUAGGUUGGGUUGCUGAUAUGGGUCCAUAGACCCGAUUAGGCCACUACACAAAAGGGUUAAUCUCUGUCUUGCUUUAAAACAAGGCACGGUGCUUGACUUUUGUGAAUCUUCGAAUCAAAAUUGAACGAUCUCAGUCUUGCAGAUCUUGAGAUUCACAUCUCAAAGUGUCAUUUUUUCAUCAAAUGAUCCCUCUGACGAACAGUAGAAGAUCUCGAUCCGGAUUAAUCUAAUAGAUCAAAUGAAUAAAUUAACCUCUACAUUAUUGUUUCUACUUUAAAAAUGAGUUUUUAAAUGGCAGGAAAAGAGAGCAAAUGAGAAACCUCAAAUCUUCAAAAGUAGUGCUGAAGAUUUUGACGAAAAAGAUGAGCAAAGUAAGUGGUGCAGGGCUAGUUUGGGGAAGAUGAACCAGGAAAUGGUUGAUGAAAUUGCUGAAUUCGAGUCCAAUAAUGGCACCAUUGAUCAAAGACUCUUCUUGUUCAAAUCGCCUUGCCUUCUCACCUUCAUAGUUUACAACAAAUGUACUGUUGAUGAAAAAGAAGAAGAAAAGAAAUUCAUUUCAAAGGCUGCUGCUUUAUCAAUAAGUGAAGAUCAAAAGGAGAUCAAAUGUGGAGAAAAUGGGAAGAGGAAACAAAAUGGGCCGCCACCGCCGCCGUAUUUGAGGGCGGCCGGAGUUUCUAUGCCGCCCGAAAGGCCCAAUGAAGAGAGCCUACUGGAUAGCAUCGCCCGGUCCAUUUCAUUCCCGGACCAUGUCCAUCCUAAGCUUCCCGAUUACGAUGAAAUAUCAGCCAAAUUCAUGGCUCUCAAGAGAGAGAAAAUCCAAAAUAUAUAAAUUCGUGCUUGUAAUUAUUAGAUCAUUUUCAUUUUUGUGUCUGCAAUUUUAUUUUUUUUGGCUCUCAGACUAUUAUUCUUAACCAUUUUUUUAUUUGUUUGUUAAUUGAUUUUUAUGUCCAAUCAUCAUUUUGAUAUUGCGGGUUAUUAUACAAGUUCAGGAAUUUGUAGUUUAUCCGUAAACCUAUUGUAAUUUGGAUUGUAUAUUUGUAUGUGAUAUAGGAUCAAUUAAUCUCAACAUGCAUGAUGUAUGAGCUCGUGGGGGCCAAGUGGCCAACCCAUCCCGAUUGCCA
Cuscuta epithymum is the source of this 1463-nucleotide messenger RNA. The record is from the annotation of a GenBank genome assembly. NCBI's taxonomy places the organism in Eukaryota, Viridiplantae, Streptophyta, Magnoliopsida, Solanales, Convolvulaceae.